Scleropages formosus (Asian bonytongue) is the source of this 6591-nucleotide messenger RNA. It is a transcript of the gene inppl1a, whose product is annotated as inositol polyphosphate phosphatase-like 1a. The transcript is spliced from 27 exons. The coding region runs from base 1065 to 4859 and encodes 1264 amino acids. Gene Ontology annotation, cellular component: cytosol. The record is from RefSeq and is a predicted model, not a curated record. Gene Ontology annotation, molecular function: protein binding; inositol-polyphosphate 5-phosphatase activity. Gene Ontology annotation, biological process: regulation of immune response; negative regulation of insulin-like growth factor receptor signaling pathway; phosphatidylinositol dephosphorylation. Lineage: Eukaryota; Metazoa; Chordata; Actinopteri; Osteoglossiformes; Osteoglossidae.
GCAAACUUUGAGAAGCGAGAGAGAAGAAAAAAAAAAAAAAAAGCGCGGAGUGUGGGGGGGGUGAGGGUGCAGGGCUCGCGCACGGCCUCGCGGAAAGGAGUCUCCAUGGAGCUACCGCUUCCUGGGGCUCUCUGAGGGGCUCCGCUCGGGAGGGACGGGACGACGAGACGAGACGGGCGUCGGGGCGCGUUCCCGCAGGACCCGUCGACGGUGACGAGCGUGAUGACGAGGAUGAAGAAGAUGACCGUGGGCUGGCGCGCGACAUGUUCAAUCUAAUACGCGACGCCCGAGCGUGCGCGUGUGGAAACGUAUCGCCCCGGCCGGAGCUGGACGAGGAGGAUGAAGGAGUAGAGACUCCCUCGGCCCACGUCGGGAAGGAAGACCGUUAACGGCAGUUAGUUAAAGGACUGUUCAAAGGCUGCGCUUCUGCUCUUGACUUGAGGCGGUUGCGGACGACGACGACGCGCGGCGAGGGGGCAUAAAUAAUCUGGUCCGGCACGAUCUCUCAGUUUAACGAGCGCAAACUGGGUCCUGGAUUGUUUCAAACUACUUUUAGUCUUUUUUUCGGUCCGAAGCUGCACGGAAUCUGUGACAGACGGGUGUGUUUGGCCCAAUUUUGGACUCUUCUUUGCCGGACACAGAGACUCUGAGAGAGACGGAAAACUUGCCGUUGCGUUGGCGGGGUCGGAUCUCCGGAGGAGCAGCCCGUUCAGGAGCGAAAACUGCCGCUGUGUUUGGCUCUAACUCUUGAUGACUGGGUGUAACGCAUCUCUGCUUCGUGUAACUCUCUUGUUGGGGGAGCGAAACUCUCUGUGUGCGAACCUGUAGCAGCCGGUGUCGCUCCUCAUGACCGCUCCUCUGCGGUGCGGAUUCCACACUCCGUCGGCGCGGCUGUUUCUCUUUCCGUGGGCAGAGGGAGGCAGGCACGCGACCGGGAGCCGCGGGGCGACUCGCACGCCGAGGACUUAAGGCUUUAGCGCGCGCCCACGCGAACAGCUGCGGGACACGUCCUCUCGUCUCGAGCUGAGCUGAGCUGAGCGGAGCGGAGCGGGUGUCGCGCGGCCAUGGCCGGCGGCGGUCUCGCGCUCCCGUCAUGGUACCAGCGGGACCUGAGUCGCGCGGCGGCCGAGGAGCUGCUGGCGCGAGCCGGGCGCGACGGGAGCUUCCUCGUGCGGGACAGCGAGAGCGUGAAUGGCGCGUACGCGCUCUGCGUGCUGUUCCAGAAACAUGUCCACACCUACAGGAUUCUUCCCGAUGAAGAUGGCUUUCUGGCAGUGCAGACAUCCCAAGGUGUGCAGCCAAAGAGAUUCAAAACUCUGCCGGAACUUAUCCAGCUGUACUUGCAGCCGAACCAGGGUCUGGUGACCACACUGCUGUACCCCGUGGAAAGGGAAGAGAGCCCUGAUGACAAGGACUACUCUGAUGGGGAGGAAGACAAGCCACCCCUGCCUCCUCGUACUGCCUCCAGCGUGGCUGUGGUGCCUUGCAGUCAGGAGGCCCAGUCGGACAGCCCUGCAGCCAAUGGUCUGAGUACCAUCUCCCAUGAGUACUUGAAGGGUAGCUAUGCUCUGGACCUGGAGGCUGUCAAACAGGGGGCAAGCAACCUACCCCACCUCAACAAAACCCUGGUAUCCUCCUGCAAGAGGCUGCAUGGAGAAGUGGACAAAGUCUUAGCUGGUCUGGAGAUCCUCUCCAAAGUGUUUGACCAACAGAGCGCUCUCAUGGUGUCCCGGAUGAUUCAACAGUCGGGAAGCCAGGGCGGAGAUCAGGAGCUGGAACACUUGGUCACCAAGCUUUCAAUCCUCAAGGAUCUCCUGUCCUCCAUUGAGAAGAAGGCUCUGAAGGCCCUCCAGGACAUGAGUGUCCCGGCUCCCUCCAUCCCUGCUCUGCUCUCCACGCGCCAUAGCAAGGCCAUCCCUGUGCAGGCCUUUGAGGUGAAGCUGGAUGCAUACCUGGCAGACCUGACCAAGAUUGGGAAGUCGCAGAAGUAUACUCUGAGCGUGGAUGUGGAGGCUGGCAAACUGGUGGUUAUGAAGAAGAUGAAGGAUUCUCAGGAGGACUGGAACACGUUUACGCAUGAUAAAAUUCGGCAGCUCAUCAAGUCCCAGCGUGUACAAAACAAACUGGGCAUCGUAUUCGAGAAAGAGAAGGAGAAGAGUCAGAGGAAGGACUUUAUCUUCACCAGUGCUAAGAAAAGGGAAGCCUUCUGCCAGCUUCUACAGCUGAUGAAGAACAAACAUUCCAACCAAGAUGAGCCAGACAUGAUCUCCAUCUUCAUUGGGAGCUGGAACAUGGGAAGUGUCCCUCCUCCAAAAGUGAUGACCUCCUGGCUGGUGUCACGUGGCCUUGGAAAGACACUAGAUGAGAUGACUGUCACCAUCCCACAUGAUAUCUAUGUGAUCGGCACGCAGGAGAAUUCUGUCUGUGAUAAGGAGUGGGUGGAGAUGCUGCGGGCUGCGCUGAAGGACUGCACCGAGCUCGACUACAAGCUGAUUGCUAUGCAAACUCUGUGGAAUAUCAAGAUUGCUGUUCUCGUGAAGCCAGAACACGAGAACCGCAUCAGCCAUGUGGGUGUCUCCAGCGUCAAGACCGGCAUCGCAAACACAUUAGGCAACAAAGGUGCAGUUGGUGUCUCUUUCAUGUUCAAUGGAACAUCGUUCGGAUUUGUCAACUGUCACCUGACCUCUGGCAAUGAGAAGAUCAGCAGGCGGAACCAGAACUAUUUAGACAUCCUACGCCUGCUCUCCCUGGGGGACCGGCAGCUGAGCUCCUUUGACAUCUCACUACGCUUCACACAUCUUUUCUGGUUUGGGGACCUCAAUUACAGGCUGGACAUGGACAUCCAGGAUAUCUUGAACUAUAUCAAUAGGAAAGAGUUUGAGCCACUGCUCAAGGUGGACCAGCUAAAUCUGGAGAGAGAGAAGAACAAGGUUUUCUUGCGCUUUGCCGAAGAGGAAAUCUCCUACCCUCCCACCUACCGUUAUGAGAGGGGGUCUCGGGACACCUAUGUAUGGCAAAAACAGAAGCCCACUGGGAUGCGGACCAAUGUUCCAUCCUGGUGUGAUCGGAUCCUCUGGAAGUCCUACCCAGAAACCCACAUUGUCUGCAAUUCCUAUGGAUGCACAGACGACAUUGUCACCAGUGACCACUCUCCAGUUUUUGCAACGUUUGAGGUUGGAGUGACAUCUCAGUUUGUCUCCAAAAAAGGGCUGCCAAAGUCUUCAGAGCAGGCCUACAUUGAGUUUGAGAGCAUCGAAGCCAUUGUCAAGACCGCCAGCCGGACUAAGUUUUUCAUUGAAUUUUACUCCACCUGCCUGGAAGAGUUCAAGAAGAGCUAUGAGAAUGACACGCAGAACAGUGACAACAUAAACUUUCUGCGCGUGGGUUGGUCGUCCAAGCAGCUGACCACACUGAAACCUAUCCUGUCUGACAUAGAGUACCUGCAGGACCAGCACCUACUGCUCACUGUCAAAUCGCUUGAUGGAUACGAGUCUUAUGGUGAGUGUGUCCUGGCCCUGAAGUCCAUGAUUGGCAGCACGCCCCAGCAGUUCCACACCUACUUGUCACAUCGAGGAGAGGAGACGGGCAACAUCCGGGGAUCUAUGAGGGUGCGCGUUCCCUCUGAGAGGAAGGGCACCCGUGAACGCCUAUAUGAAUGGAUAAGUGUGGACAAUGACGAGGCAAGUGGCAAGGGCAGGUCCACGAUAACCCAGAGAGCUGGACAUGACUAUGUCAAGCCCACGCAGGCCCGCAGACAUGUGUCGGGAGAGCUGGGAAAGGUGUGCGAGGAGGGAGAUAGGAAUCCACCCCAUGCCGCCGUAGGACGCACUAGCUUGCCUAAGGAGGAUGGGCCUCAAGGCAGGUCAAAGCAGGAUUCUGUAGAAAGCGAUCCCUCCACCUGCAAAAACAGUUACAAUAACCCUGCCUACUACAUCCUGGAAGGUGUGCCCAACCAGUCGGCUGCUUUGGCACCCGAUAUGCUGCCCAGCUCCGCCCUCCCACCCAAGGCUGCAGCCCCAAGCAAGAGCAAGGCCCCUGCAGUUGGCUCGAUCCAGCACCGCAAGCAGACGAGUGGCCGCCCCCCGGCUCGUCCCGCCAGCGAUGAAGGCUCUUCAGAGGAAGACGGCAGCCCCGGGCCACAUGGAGGGACGCUUAACCGGCCGCCCCCGGAUUUUCCACCGCCGCCACUCCCCAAAGGGGCUAUCGAUAUGACUGAGAGCCCCUUUUAUACCACAAGCAAAGAAGCCAAGUGCCGGAACCUCUACCCUGACCUGGCAGACAUAAAGCCUAGCUCAGCCAAGCCGCAGCCCUCCUCUGGUUUCCUUCCUCCACACUCUGUAGGGGGCAGCGGAGCCUUUUGCAUGGAGUCCCCUCCAGUUUUAGGCCCACCCACCGCCCCUUUCCGGAGAGGGGGCACUUCGGGACUGGACGACCAGUCCUGCUCUGUGCUGCAGAUGGCCAAAACAUUGAGCGAGGUGGAGUACCAGCCGGGUCGUGACAAGAACCCUGCCGUCUCGCACAAAGCCAUGGGACAUGCUCACCUCCGAGGAAUGGGGCUGCCUGACCCCUGCCGCACCUUUCCACCACACUCCAUCCAUGAGAGCAUCGCCGAGGACCUGCCUGAGGAGGGCUUGUGGCAGGGAGGCAGUAGCAGCUCCAGUCUCUCUGUGGAGUGCAGUGUUGGCGAGUGGCUUCGGCACCUGGGCCUGGAGUGUUAUGAGGAGGGCCUGCUUCACAACGGCUGGGAUGACCUUGAAUUUCUCAGUGACAUCACUGAGGAGGACCUGGAGGAGGCAGGGGUUCUCGACCCAGCACACAAGAAGAUCCUGCUGGAGAGCCUGAAGCAGCAGCAAAAGUGAGCUGAGCCCAGCAGAGCCGCCCUUAUCUGUGCCUUCUCACAAAAAUUGCACUGUACCUCCCCUUUUUUCCAGUGAUGUUUAACGAUCAGGUUUUAGUUUUAGCCCAUUUUAAGUUUGUCUGUCUGGUUGUUGUCAGCAUUGUAAUAUCAUUAUUUAAGACGUGCAUUUUAAGGCAGCCUUGGUCCAUCACUACAUGCUUGUCUGAGAGCAUCCCUGGGUGGUGAGCUCCUCAUCCAGCCUGUCUGAGAACACACUCCGGACGAAGGCUUACAUUCCUUGCCUUAACGCAGGGCAGGUGAUUGCCACUUUUUCUCUUCUACUUUGAAUUGAUUGUUUUUAUUUUCCAAUGUCCUUGCAUGUCAUGUUUGUAAAGAAAAGGGAACAGUUUUUAACAAAACUGAUUCGUUGUCCUUGGUUUUCAGAUGGACACCAAGUGUCCGUGUGCAGUUGUGCAGUCUGAUCUGAGUUCUCCAUUUGCUGGUCUUGUCUUCAGAAUGCUGAUGGUAUCACUUUCUGUGUAGCAACAGACAGGGUGUCAUGCAUACGAUUCUACUGCGGUCGGUAUUGUUUGGAUGCAAAACACAGUAAAUAAAAAGGAGGACUUGCGUUUAUGGAUUUGUAUUUCAGGGUUUCGUGUUGCUUGCUUCCUGUUGGUUGUGCUUGUCAGCACUAGAUGGCGCCAAACACUCCACCCAACAGUUUACUCCAUGUUGUCUUUACUAUAAAACCUUAACCUCUUAAGAUAUUUGGAUUUAAAGAGGGAAGCAUUUCAAUGAACUACUAAGUCAAAGUUCUAAUGAACUUGCUUUAUAGUUCUGAUUCUUUAAGGUACUGUUUUUUGAAGAAACUACUUUUCAGUGCUUGACAAGUCUGUCUGGAGGAUUUGAGAUGCUAUCGCAAUCACCUUCAGCAAAGUCUGUAGCAGUGGCAAUCAUUUCAUGUUUCGAAACUUAGGCUGUGACUGUAAAAUGAGGCCAAAAGGAUGAGGCUCAUUUGCGACUUCUCAAGUUCCGCUGCCCCCUGCUCAGCAGAACCUGAAGUGAAAUGCACUGCCAGGGUAGGCCACAUGCCCCAGUCCUGCCGACUGAGAAGCUAUUGGUGUCCUGUUGGGCAGAUGUCUUUACUGGGAUGUGGCACUGCAGUCCCAGGUUUACCGUACUGUCUGGAGGGGCAUCUCAGAUGAGCAUGUGUCCUUCCUUAGUGGGCCUUAUGCACUCUGCAUGUCCCCAGCAGCUGUAAAGACCAUUGAUGCCUGCACACUCCCAUAAGUGUGUAGAACAGCAUUUCAAAAUAAUUAUUCAUUUGGCAUCCCAGGUUGGUACUGUCACUCAACCGAGGGUUGUUCUCCCCUCCUGAGACAGUAUCUUUUACCCCCCCCCCCCAGUUCAGGCCCACUUUCCUCUAAUUGUGCCUUUAGUUGGCUGUUGAAGCAACCUAACAGAUAGUGCUGGGAUUGAAAAUUAGUUGAAACUCAACUGACAUCUCACUGUGUGCUAAUGCUGGUGACCUGUUCCCAGAAUGCCUUUCUCUCAGAUUUGUAUCUCUCCUUUUUUGGCCAAAUAUAGGGACUGGAAACAACUGUUUCUUCUGGGUUGUGUACAGCAUGCUUUCUGUUUCAGAUUUUUUUUUUUAAAUAAUUUUAUAAUGUUGUAUAUUGUGUUUCCACUUCUAAACUUGUCACAUUCACCUCAGACUGAUUUAUAUUGCUGGUCUUGAAUUUCAUCGUUUCCUU